CGUUGUGCUCUGUUGUCACUUCAGGGAUGAAGAUGAUGGAAUGUAACGUAUGGAUGACAGCGGCCCUUCUGUCGUUAUACCUUUCAGAUCAUGUACUUAUGGAACAAUUUCCCAACUGCAAAGACAGACCACUGUACAUCCAGCAUGUGUCUCUCCACAGCAGAGUGUCCAUCUCCUGCCCCAACACGACAGGGGAGGAUGUGAGCUUCCACCUGUCGUUGGACCAGUCCCUCGUUCACACCACAGUGCUCGAGAGGAACCAGAUCCACACCAGAACCAACCGAACAGAAACCUGGGCCCAGUUCUAUCUAGUUGACCAGAAUCGGAACCAGAACUUGAUCAACCGCUAUGUGUUCACGGUCAACAGCACAGGCCUGUACUCCUGCAUAGCGGAAAGGAUGAGGUCUCCUCUGCCUUAUCAAGAGGUUCAGACUCUACUGAUUGAAGAGAAGCAGUGCUUGACACACCGAGAUCCACUGGCGAAUCAAGAUCAAGAUCCUCUGGCCAACCAGAAUUGUGCAGAGGUUUCUAAACCCCUCCCCCUGUGUCCGGUAUUGGUGGGAUGUGGGUUUCUUCUCUACAGCAUCAUCAUCACGAUCAUCGCCAUCGUCCUCUGGAGGAAGCUGAAGAAGGAAGUGUCUGUUCAGAGUGACUACAUGAACAUGAAGCCUGGAGAGAAGACGAGGCCUAAGAGAGUCCAGCAUCCAGUCACCAGGAAAUUCUGAUUCUGGUCAUUCCUAUGGCUGUGUACCUAAUGGCCCCCUCUUCUCUAUGGAUGUGUACCUAAUGGCACCCUAUUCUCUAUGUCUGUGUACCUAAUGGCACCCUAUUCUCUAUGGUUGUGUACCUAAUGGCACCCUAUUCUCUAUGGAUGUGUACCUAAUGGCACCCUAUUCUCUAUGGCUGUGUACCUAAUGGAACCCUAUUCUCUAUGGUUGUGUACCUAAUGGCACCCUAUUAUCUAUGGAUGUGUACCUAAUGGCACCCUAUUCUCUAUGUCUGUGUACCUAAUGGCACCCUAUUCUCUAUGGCUGUGUACCUAAUGGCACCCUAUUCUCUAUGGAUGUGUACCUAAUGGCACCCUAUUAUCUAUGGAUGUGUACCUAAUGGCACCCUAUCCUCUAUGGCUGUGUACCUAAUGGCCCCCUCUUCUCUAUGGAUGUGUACCUAAUGGCACCCUAUUCUCUAUGGCUGUGUACCUAAUGGCACCCUAUUAUCUUUGGAUGUGUACCUAAUGGCACCCUAUUCUCUAUGGAUGUGUACCUAAUGGCACCCUAUUCUCUAUGGAUGUGUACCUAAUGGCACCCUAUUCUCUAUGGCUGUGUACCUAAUGGCACCCUAUUCUCUAUGUCUGUGUACCUAAUGGCACCCUAUUCUCUAUGGAUGUGUACCUAAUGGCAACCUAUUCUCUAUGGAUGUGUACCUAAUGGCACCCUAUUCUCUAUGGAUGUGUACCUAAUGGCACCCUAUUCUCUAUGGAUGUGUACCUAAUGGCACCCUAUUCUCUAUGGUCCUAUGGCUGUGUAGCUAAUGGCACCCUAUUCUCUAUGGCUGUGUACCUAAUGACACCCUAUUCUCUAUGGCUGUGUACCUAAUGGCACCCUAUUCUCUAUGGAUGUGUACCUAAUGGCACCCUAUUCUCUAUGGCUGUGUACCUAAUGACACCCUAUUCUCUAUGGUUGUGUACCUAAUGACACCCUAUUCUCUAUGGUUGUGUACCUAAUGACACCCUAUUCUCUAUGGCUGUGUACCUAAUGGCACCCUAUUAUCUAUGGAUGUGUACCUAAUGGCACCCUAUUCUCUAUGGAUGUGUACCUAAUGGCACCCUAUUCUCUAUGGAUGUGUACCUAAUGGCACCCUAUUCUCUAUGGCUGUGUACCUAAUGGCACCCUAU
Oncorhynchus masou masou (cherry salmon) is the source of this 1894-nucleotide messenger RNA. RefSeq lists its product as uncharacterized. Gene Ontology annotation, cellular component: external side of plasma membrane. NCBI's taxonomy places the organism in Eukaryota, Metazoa, Chordata, Actinopteri, Salmoniformes, Salmonidae. The record is from RefSeq and is a predicted model, not a curated record. Gene Ontology annotation, biological process: T cell receptor signaling pathway; regulation of T cell proliferation. Bases 27 to 725 code for a protein of 232 amino acids. The transcript has 4 exons.